AUGGACGUCUAUAAAGCCAUAGAAACCUACGUGACCAAGAUGGUCUCAACGCCGCCAUCUAUGAAGGUGUUGCUACUCGAUUCACACACCACUCCAAUUGUCUCCCUCUCAGCAACGCAAUCCAUGUUGCUGUCGCACCAAGUCUACCUCACUGACCGGAUCGACAACAAGCAACGAGAUCGGAUGCCGCAUAUGAAAUGUGUCUGUUUCCUACAGCCAAGCGAAGAUAGCAUGGACGCUCUGUCAGAAGAACUGAAAGAGCCGAAAUACGGAGAGUACUAUCUGUACUUCAGUAAUAUCCUGAGCAAGGCAGCGAUUGAACGAUUAGCGGAGAUGGACGAGUUUGAGGUUGUGAGGGAGGUCCAGGAAUACUUUGCAGACUAUUGUCCAAUACUCCCUUCUCUCUUCUCCUUGAACUAUGCGCCAACAUCGUCAAAACCGUUAUACGGCUCGACACCAAACUCUUGGGACUCGCGAGCCCUCGAGUUGGCGGUGCAAGGUGUAACAGCUGUGUUGCUGAGUCUGAGGAAGAAGCCGGUCAUUCGGUACGAGAGGAUGAGCGGUAUGGCGAAGAAGUUAGCCACGGAAGUACAGCACCGCAUGAAUGCCGAGUCGACUCUGUUCGAUUUCCGGUUAACCCAGGUCCCCCCGCUGCUACUCAUCCUGGAUCGGAGAAAUGAUCCCGUAACACCUCUCUUGUCGCAAUGGACAUAUCAAGCCAUGGUACACGAACUGAUAGGGAUUCAUAAUGGGCGUGUGGACUUGAGCAAUGUUCCAGACGUCCAGAAAGACCUAAGGGAAAUCACUCUGACCACGAGCACCGACCCGUUCUUCCAAACCCACUACAUGUCAACUUUCGGCGACCUAGGAUCUUCCUUAAAGGACUACGUCCAGCAAUACCAGGCUAAAUCCCUCGCCACCUCGCCCUCUUCAAUUAACUCGAUUGCGGAUAUGAAGCGGUUCGUGGAGGAAUACCCAGAGUUCAGGAAGCUGGGCGGGAAUGUCAGCAAGCACGUUGCUUUGGUUGGAGAGUUGAGCAGGCUGGUUGGGAGGGAUAAGCUGUUGGAAGUUGGAGAGAUCGAGCAGGGUCUUGCGACACAUGCUGGUGCGGACUACAAGGCCGUCCAAGCGAUCAUCAUGAACAAGGACGUCCCUCCUUGGAAUAAGUUGAAGAUCGUGAUGCUAUACGCACUGCGGUAUCAGAAGACGCAAACGGCCAACAUCGCAAACCUCAUCAACCUCUUGCUGGAGAACGGUAUUUCCAGGGAAGACGCGAAGCUUGUGUACGUUUUGCUGAACAUCGCUGGAGCUGACCAGCGGCAAGACGAUCUCUUUGCGACAGAGUCGCUACUUGCCAAGGGAAGAUCUGCUUUGCGUGGUCUCGGAGGAGUUGAGAACGUAUACAUGCAACAUACACCACAUCUAUCUCAAACUCUUGAAAACCUGCUCAAGGGAAGGCUAAAGGAGCCAAGUUAUCCGUUCCUUGAUAACGCUGGGCCCAAUGCCGGACUGCAGAGACCACAAGAUGUAAUCAUCUUCAUGAUUGGAGGCGUCACUUACGAAGAAGCCAGGACAGUGACGCUCUUCAACCAAGAUCCCUCUGCCGCCACGAAUGGCAGCAUCGUUGGUUCCACAGGGACGCGGUUCCUCCUCGGGGGCACCUGCGUGCACAGAUCAGCCUCAUACAUCGAGAUGGUCCGUUCUGCAGCUGAAAACUUCCCUACAUCAGUGUACGAUCCACCUCCGGAAUCGUCGUCGAACGCGCCAGUCCUUAAUCUCAACCUCGGGGGUGUUAAUGUGAGUUUGGGUGGGCCUGCUGGCUCGGGCGUCUAUCGAACGAGCAGCGACGGUGUGAACGUCCAGGCCGACGGCUUGAGGGAUGGUGUGCUGAACCUCAUUGGCAAAGUAAAGCAGGGUGUCGAUCGAAUAGGCAUCCAAUAA
Molecule: messenger RNA, 1941 nt
Organism: Coprinopsis cinerea okayama7#130
Lineage: Eukaryota; Fungi; Basidiomycota; Agaricomycetes; Agaricales; Psathyrellaceae
Product: vacuolar protein sorting-associated protein 45
Exons: 10
Coding region: 1-1941 (646 amino acids)
Biological process (GO): intracellular protein transport; vesicle-mediated transport
Cellular component (GO): Golgi membrane
Source: RefSeq, a predicted model, not a curated record